Messenger RNA from Anoplophora glabripennis (Asian longhorned beetle), 3152 nucleotides. RefSeq lists its product as uncharacterized. The transcript has 10 exons. Bases 235 to 3063 code for a protein of 942 amino acids. The record is from RefSeq and is a predicted model, not a curated record. NCBI's taxonomy places the organism in Eukaryota, Metazoa, Arthropoda, Insecta, Coleoptera, Cerambycidae.
AAAGUGCACGGUGAAAGUAGUACUGAACGGCGUACCUGUUGCUCUUAUAUUGUGUGUGUGUUUGUUAAUAUAAGUGUGAAAACAAUCAUCUGCUCACGAUCACAUUCAAAGGAAUUACGGUCUGCUUCUCCAAAUCUCUACUACUCGAAGGGAUUAAACAUACUGUAAAUUUUUAUGAAGUUUACUACACUCGUAAUAUGUGUCAACAUUCGUUUCUAGAGGACAUCAUCAGUAAUGGGCAACAUCGGAAGUCAAACUGGGCAUAUUAGCCAGCGAACCCCGACUGAAGAAAAAUGGGCCCAUUCCUUUCCGAGAACACAACCACCAAGAAUUAACCACCAACAUAAGGUACUUCCCGAUAGAGAUGCUCGACAGAAGCUACGGCCCACUAACAAUGGCGAAAUCUUACAUUCUGGAGGCACUUUGUCCGGAAGACAAAACAGAGUACCCCCGGAAAGAGCUAAUACAAACGGGUAUAAAGAGCAUAGUCCCACGCUUCGGUCAUACUACUCCAACGAACGAGAUCCUCUCCAUAAAUCAAGGCCACAAGCCGCACACCGGUCUAAUCAAAAUUUUACUAGUCAAAAAACCCUUCAUGAACAGAUGAAAUCGUUUGCGUCGGAACCAGACCUUAGGUACACCUCUCCAAUGGUACAAGGAAUGAAAGAAAGAAAGGCGAAGAAAAAAUAUAAGGCACCUGCACCACCUCAAAAUUACACGGCGAAUGAUAAAUUAGAUUGGGAAGAAAAUUCUAGCGAUACCGAUUUCCCUAUGAGGAAAGCUCGUCUAUUUAAAACCAGAGCUGAAACAAAAAAGAAUUCUAGUCAUGUACAUAAAUUUUCGAGCAUGGAAUAUACCGAAAAUCCUAACAGUAAGUUUAAAUUUGAGGCAUUUACAAAUCUUCGACCAAAUAGGCUGUCACUACCAGAAUUGAAACUUGCUACUUCUGAUGAAUUUCAAAAAGAGUUGAAAGAAGCUACGAAACGCUUGAGAGACAUACAAAUAGAAAAUAAGAGUACUACAAAACAUGAACCAAAUGAAACGAAAAAACACGUUACCAAUAAAGAAAAACUAAAAACUUUAGAUCACAAUGUAAAUAACGCUGAAAACGUUAGGAAAAAGCUCAAGGCAAUCGACGAUAAUAAAAACAUAAUUAACUUCAUACGAGGGGAAGCAUCUGGUAAAGAAUCCUCUACUUCUAAUACGUCUCCUAAUUUGAUUGCUAAAGACAUAUCAGGAAGAGACCAACCUAAAACUUUCUAUUUUGGUAUGGACGAAUCACUCAGGAAUAACAACAUUAUCCACGAUAUCAAAACGAAUCUCCAUCAAAUAAAUAAUAUAACAAAUUCGUCUGAAUCCGAUAUAUCAAGUGAUAUAGAUUCAGAUGAAAAUCAUGUGUCUAAAAUUGAUAUUAACUUACAAUUACGUCCGAUUUUACCAAAAAAGCAAUUAGAAAUACCUAGAUUUUCACCAGCUGUCGCAUGGAGAUUACUAUCAUCUAUGGAAAUCGAUGACACUGUUGCUACGGUAGCUAGUGAUGACGUACCAGUUUUUGUAGAAGAACACAUUGAAAAAUAUUCCAGACCACUACCCCCAUCGGUAGAAGUUGGACCUAGAUCGAGCAAUGACAAAUCAGGAGAUUCAGGUAUAUCCGGAGAUGACGCGAUUCCAGCUGCGUGUUACGACGACAAUGCGGAAAGUGGCAUUGCUUUCCCUGGACCCACGACUUCAUAUUUAGCAAAACAGGAGAGGGUAUCGUGGACACCACAACAAGAUCUAGGCGAUGACUCUAGCAUGGAAGAAUGUAUCAAUAACAAAUCCAUUUUAAAUAAUUCAAAAUCGACCCACUCCGGACCCCACCUGUUCAGUUUGUCUUUACCUAGAGAUAACCAGCUAGCAGCUUACAUAAUAGAAAAGUCAAAUCCUCAUUAUAGUGGUUUAGAAAGGUUGAAGAGGUCGGUUUCAGGUGUUUUGAAUAACUUGUCGAAUAAAAAGGAUAUCGUACAAGCUCACUUGACGGACGAAGAAAGUGUUAAUUGGUUUUUGAGCAAAUCUGCCCCCAAUUCCCUAAGUAACGGAUUUCAUUCCUUAGAAGUGCGAAAAUCUAAAGAUUCCGAUCAAAUCUAUCCGUCUGUAGCAAAUAAGGCUUCUAGCAGAGUGAUGUACUUACCAGAAAUAGAUACCAAUCAAGGAAGGGAUAACAUCAAACCUAACAUCGAGGAGGAUAAGACGAUAAUACGCAAUACGGACAACUUUGGCAAGUUUAAACUGUCCGUAUAUUCAAAAUCCUGUGAAGAUAUAACCACAGAAAUCAUAGAUCGACCUGAAGUAUUUCAAAAUACACCAGUAAUAGACGAGCACAGAUGGAAAUCAAAUAAUAAAUCGAAGAAAUUCACCUUCCAAAGUACCAUUCGACAAAUAGAAAAGAAAAGGCUGUCCGAUAAAUUUUCGCGAGAGGCUGAGAGAAGGGAAAAGAAAAGGCUUAGGGAGCUUGAAGCGAUGCAGAAGGUCGAGGAGGAGUUUCAAAAAAAGAGAGCAAGAGAAAAAGCUACUAUUCGACAACAACUAAGGCUGUAUUGCAUGGACGAGAAUCCGGUUUGGUCCAGUUUACCUCCCAAUUUGGAAAUCAAAGACGAAGUAAGACCCGAACCUGACGGAGCAAUAUCUUCAUCUACCACGUCUUCUCCUUUGCCAAUAACGAAAUCUAACGAUAAGAAGCAUUUUCAAAAAUAUAAAAGUGUGGAAGUAAAAAAUGGUGAGGGUAAAGCUAGACCUAUUGCCACUAGAGAACUAUCUGAGUACCGACAGACACAAAGAGACUAUAAAGAAUACCGAGGAAGUACGAAAUAUACUAGUGACGGUAGAUACCAUACCACUGUGCACCCUCAAAUUACGUGUAAUAUGCCAAAGGCUACAGGAACUACAGCGACAGGAGGUAACUACAGGAAAGGUUUCACGCAUGGCAUCAAAAGUACAAUGUCCGGUGAAAGUACAUUUUCCGAAGACUCGCAAAAUAACUCGCAAAUGUAUUACAACAAAUACGCUCCUAUCACCAGGUUUUAACCCACCAAGAUAUAUUCAUAUAGAUUAAGUACAAUACUGUAUAUUUGUGAAAUAUUUAACCCUUAUAAUAUAUAGAUGACGUUCAUUCA